AUGAUACGCUACUUUUCCGUAUGCUAUCUUGCAUAUAUACUUUUUACAAGCCUCCCAUGCGUCCUCGGUAAAACGGACACGACGGUGAACAACAAAACAAUUGACCGAACCAUACAGCUUCGGACGCAUUCAAUAUUUCCUCCAUACAUUGAUCAGGACCUGCAAAAUCGUUGGUGGGAUUUCGGUGCAGAUGCAUAUAUUAACACCAACAAACAUAUUCGUCUCGCACGCGCUCGCCCAUCUCAAAUGGGAUGGCUCUGGUCACGCAUGCCAGUCACUGGUGAAUCAACCCACUUGUACGGAGAUGGAAUGGCUAUCUGGCUCACAAAGGACCGAGCUGAACCAGGUCCUGUCUUCGGUAGUAAAGGUCAGUUCUAUUAUGCAAACUCUCGGCAUCCGUAUGGCUUUCCCCGCGUUAUUUCAAUGUUGGGAGAUGGUCAGACGCCUUACGACCAAGCGCAUGAUGGUGAGGCCAACAGCCUAGGCUCGUGUUCAGCCAAUUUCCGUCGUACGAACGUGAUCACGAAGCUCAAGAUCACCUACGUGAAGGAUACCUAUCUUGAUGUCAAGGUCCACUAUCGAGCCUGGGAUGACUGGUCUGACUGUUUCCGCCUCACGGGUAUAAGUCUUCCCCCCGCUCCAUACAUCGGCAUAACCGCAAUGACAGGCGAAGUAUUUGAUUCACAUGAUGUAAUUUCUGUGACGACGUGGUCCGCAAUUCUGUCGGCCUCUGAUGCGCAGCGCAACAAGUUUGGCGCCAGUGGGAAGGGUACGUUCUCACGCAAGUCCGGAGCUGAGUCGCAGGGCGGCUCGUGGCUCGGCUUUAUCUUCAAAAUACUGCUCUUUGUGGCCGUCUGUGCAGGUGCUUCGUAUGGGUAUAAAACCUACACGCUUAAUAAGAGGAGGGGUUAUGGUGGUUCUGCAUUUGGGGGCUUGGGUUACGAGAGCCGGAGGCGGUUCUGA
Suillus discolor is the source of this 963-nucleotide messenger RNA. Its product is annotated as concanavalin A-like lectin/glucanase domain-containing protein. NCBI's taxonomy places the organism in Eukaryota, Fungi, Basidiomycota, Agaricomycetes, Boletales, Suillaceae. The record is from RefSeq and is a predicted model, not a curated record. Gene Ontology annotation, biological process: endoplasmic reticulum organization; endoplasmic reticulum to Golgi vesicle-mediated transport; Golgi organization. Gene Ontology annotation, molecular function: D-mannose binding. The transcript has 10 exons. The coding region runs from base 1 to 963 and encodes 320 amino acids. Gene Ontology annotation, cellular component: endoplasmic reticulum membrane; Golgi membrane; COPII-coated ER to Golgi transport vesicle.